AUGGCGCCAGGUUCGUCGCGUCUCCUCGUGGCCGUGGUGGCGCUUCUACACGCCGCCGCCGCAGCCGGCAACGGUGGCCCCCUGACGCGCUACGAUCGCGUAUUCAGCUUUGGCGACUCGCUUACCGACACCGGGAACGCGCUGCACCUCUCAGCAACCGCCGGCGGGCCCGCGAGCCGGCCACCGUACGGCGAGACUUUCUUCCGUCGCCCUACCGGCCGCGCGUCCGACGGCCGCCUCGUCAUCGACUUCCUCGUCGAGGCGCUGGGCGUACCGCACCCGACGCCGUACCUCGCCGGGAAGACGGCGGCGGAUUUCCGGCGCGGCGUGAACUUCGCGUUCGGCGGGGCGACGGCGCUUGACCUGCACUUCUUUGAGAGCAGAGGAUUGGGGUCGUUCGUGCCGGUUUCGCUUAGGAACCAGACCGUCUGGUUCAACGAUGUUUUACGACUUCUUGGCGCAGAGCAGAGGAAGACUAUGGCCACCUCCCUCUUCCUCGUCGGAGAGAUCGGAGUCAACGACUACUUCAUCGGCCUCAACGAGAACCGCACCGUCGGCGAGGUGGAGACCUUCGUGCCUCACGUCGUCAGUGCCAUCCGUUCGGUCAUCACCGACGUGAUCGCCGCCGGAGCAAGCGCCGUGCUGGUCCCGGGGAUGAUACCGCUGGGCUGCGAGCCGCAGCUGCUCACGCUCUACAGAGGCAGCGUCGACGCCGCCGGGUAUGACCCGGAGUCCGGCUGCAUCACGCUUCUUAACGGCCUCGCCGAGCUGCACAACCGCGAGCUGCGCCGCGCGCUCGGCGGCCUCCGGCGAGCCCACCCUGGCACGACCAUCGUCUACGCGGACCUCUACCGAGCAGUCAACGACAUCAUCGUGUCGCCCCGCGAAUACGAUUUCAGGCACAGGCCGCUGGACGCAUGCUGCGGCGGCGGCGGCGGCGCCUACAACUACGACGACGCUGCGUUCUGCGGCGCGGCGGGGGCGGCGGCGUGCGCGGACCCGUCUGAGUACGUCUCCUGGGAUGGGGUGCACUACACGGAGGCCGCCAACAGGCUCGUCGCCUGCAGCGUGCUCCAGGGGUCUCACUCUCACGGCGCCGACGCGAUGACGACGCUGUCCAAUUCAUCGGCCACAACGGAGGAUUGGCUUCACAGGAUCGGCUGCGUCUAG
Messenger RNA from Miscanthus lutarioriparius, 1170 nucleotides. The record is from the annotation of a GenBank genome assembly. Lineage: Eukaryota; Viridiplantae; Streptophyta; Magnoliopsida; Poales; Poaceae.